AUGGGUCCGCGUAUCACGACAUGGAAUGUCAAUGGCAUGCGGACCCUGCUGGAACACCAGCCAUGGAAAAGCGCAAAGACAAUGGAGAACAUGUUUGACAUCCUAGAGGCAGACAUUGUGGUCUUCCAGGAGGCAAAGGUCCAGCGCAAAGAUCUUCCGGAUGACAUGGUUCUGCUGGAAGGGUGGGAGAGCUACUGGAGCUUUCCCAAGGAGAAGAAAGGCUACUCUGGUGUUGUUGUCUACACUCGAAAUGCGAAGUGCACGCCCAUAAGAGUGGAGGAGGGCUUCACUGGCUGCCUGACUGUGCCCGGCACUUCUACCCCAUACCGAGCAUUGCCGGAAGACCAGCAGAUUGGAGGAUAUCCCGAGGCCGCCGCGCUCUCAGAUCACCGGUACAAACUGGAGAGCCUCGACUCGGAGGGAAGAUGCGUUCUUGUCGAGUUUCAAGCAUUUGUCCUGAUUGCCACCUACUUUCCUGCCGAGCGGGAUGAAACACGGACUGACUACCGUCUCAACUUCCUGCAAGCCCUGGAGCUCAGGAUCCGAAAUCUGGUCAAAAUGGGCAAGAGAGUGGUUCUGGCAGGCGACCUCAAUAUCAGCCGCGAGGAAAUUGAUACUGCGCACAUCGGCAAAGCCAUGCGCCAACCUCAAUUUGAUCCAGCCGAAUGGAUUUCCACUUCGCCACGGAGGUGGCUCAACCAACUCUUGGUGGGAGGCAAAAUUUCUGGGCCGAGAGACAUGGGAAGAGAGCCUAUUUUGUGGGACAUUUGUCGGUCGUUUCACGAAGGCCGCCUUGGCAUGUAUACUUGCUGGGAGACUAGGAUCAAUGCUCGGCCGGGGAAUUAUGGGGCGAGGAUCGACUAUAUCAUAUGCAGCCACGACAUGAGGGAUUGGUUCAGUGACUCCGACAUCCAAGAGGGGCUGAUGGGAUCUGAUCACUGUCCAGUCUAUGCUGAUUUGAAAGAUACAGUGCUUGUGAAUGGUGUCGAAGAGCACAUCUUGGACGUGGUCAACCCACCGGGUAUGUUCGUGCGUGGGGUUCGUCAAAAGGACUGGAAAGCGGCACGUGCCCUGCCGCUGUCUGGCAGACUUUUAGGUGAAUUCCGUAACAGACGAAGCAUCAAAGACAUGUUCACGCGAAAGCUGGUACCCUCAAAGUUGGAGAGCGGUCAUCAAGAGCUCACGCCGCACAUUGCAAGCGAGCUACCACCUGCGGUCUUCCACAGAGAGGCCUCGGCAGCACAUCGCCCCCAAUCGCCUGCAAAACCAGACAUGGACACUAUUCUCGAGCAAGUUACGUCAUGCAGUCCAAAGGACCUGAUACCUCGACCUUUCAACGGAGAGCGCCCAGCCGCACAAGAUGAUUCACCAUUCGUUCUAAAAGAUACGCCAUCGCCACUCUUCCGCGAUGAUGCCUCGUGUUCGGGAUCGAGUUGUGAUAAACGCCCAGCAACGACUGUCGACCAGAGUCCCACAGCCAAAAGAAGACAAGGUCCAGGACAGACCAUUUUAAAGGAUAUGGGACGGACAACGUCGAAAGGCCCAGGCCAGAAGACGUCAAAAGAACUGAGACGCACGAGUUCGACGAGGCUCAAAGAGCAGCAGACCCUCCGUGACUUUUUCUCUCGAACCAUACUUCCGUCCGAGCCGGAAGCGAAGGUGGAGAAUGGGCCGAAAUGGGAAGAUGAUCAGGCAUUGCUGUCGUUACCACUCGCUCAAAAUAACGCACCAGACGACGCUGUAACGAUGAUUACAGCAGUGGACGCCAAGGCCAGCCCAACAACACACGUCGACCGAGAGGACAAACAAGUCAAAGUGGAUAGUGCGUUUACAGCAGUUGAUAAUGAUACGUCACGAACACCGAUCCAGCAGUCAGGGAAUCUCCUCAACCACGAAGACGGACAUGUCGACGCGAAGACAGAGGUCACAACGAAGCGGCCAGCCAAAGCCACUGCUUCUGAAGCCAAAGAUUCGUGGCGCAAACUCUUAGCCCCGCCUGUUGCGCCGCUAUGCAACCACAACGAACCAUGCAAGAAGGACACCGUCAAAAAACCCCAUCUGAGUGCCGGUCGGAUGUUUUGGGUGUGUGCACGGCCGGUAGGCCCAAGCGGUAAGAACGAGUCCGGCACACCGUGGUCGUGCAAAACAUUUUUCUGGCAUAGUGACUGGGAGGCGCAGUCAAAGCAGACGAGCACUCGAGGCAGAUGA
Molecule: messenger RNA, 2208 nt
Organism: Cladophialophora yegresii CBS 114405
Lineage: Eukaryota; Fungi; Ascomycota; Eurotiomycetes; Chaetothyriales; Herpotrichiellaceae
Exons: 2
Coding region: 1-2208 (735 amino acids)
Biological process (GO): base-excision repair
Cellular component (GO): nucleus
Molecular function (GO): zinc ion binding; double-stranded DNA 3'-5' DNA exonuclease activity; phosphoric diester hydrolase activity
Source: RefSeq, a predicted model, not a curated record